AUGGUUAAGGACGAAGUGGAUACGGCUGAAAAUACGUAUUGGUCAGUUUGUGAUCUUGGCAUUGGCAGAGGGUUAGUACUCGCUCGACAAGGACAUAUAGCUACAACGACUUCUGACAACAGAGUUAAGGUUUGUUUCCGUAACUACAAGAUGGGAGAGAAAGAAAAACCAGUGGGUCUUGUUUGGUACAUUAGUGCAAUUAGUCCUGAUGUGAUAAUUGUCAGUGAUGAAGAUCUCUGUGGUCUUGUUCUCUGUAAACUUGAUGGAGAAGUCCUCACCUUCUUCACAGAGCAUGGCUUUAGUCCUAGUGGUGUUUGUCCUGAUCCCUACCGUGGUUGCAUCUAUGCAGCAAAUGGCGAAAGCAAUUGUGUUCUACGUUUGACUCCUGACCUUCAGUUAGAUGGUGAAGUUAUUGGCCCUGACCAAGGCUUGCAUAAUCCCUUUGUGGUCAGUCUUUCAUAUGAUGGACGCUUUUUGGUGGUAGCAGAAGACACAUGGGAUAUUGGGGAAGAUCUGCCAACACCAGUAAAAGUUUUCUCCUUGGCAGACAAAAUGAUGCCUUUGCUGUAUAUCUGUCGCCGGAAUAUUCGAAAAAUUUUGGGCCGAAAGCUACUCUCUGCUGUUUCCUACCUUGGAGUGCCUAAAAGUCUUCAGAAUUAUUUGCUUUUUGCAGUCUGA
This is a messenger RNA of Acanthosepion pharaonis, 678 nucleotides long. Lineage: Eukaryota; Metazoa; Mollusca; Cephalopoda; Sepiida; Sepiidae. The record is from the annotation of a GenBank genome assembly.